UACUUCAACAGAAGAUUAUUGACAGUAUUGGAUUCACUAAAGGAUCCCUACCUAUCAGAUAUUUAGGAUUGCCUUUAUCCUCAAAGAAAUGGAGCAAAUUGGAUUGCCAUCAACUAGUGGACAAGAUAACAAGCAGAAUAAGCAAUGGAUAUGCGAAGCAACUAUAAUAUGCUGGUAGACUAUAGGUUAUCAAUGCUGUUUUAUUUUCCAUUUACAGCUUUUGGGGGGCUGUCUUCAUUCUUCCACAAUGUGUAAUCAAAGAGAUUGAUAGAAAAUGUAGAGAUUAUCUAUGAAGGUCAUAGGAAAGUCUCCUUGGUAGCUUGGACAAGAGUUUGUAUACCUAAGAAGUUUGGUCGUUUGAACAUUAAAGGAUGUGAAAACUGGAAUGUAGCAUCCAUUGGGAAACUUUUAUGGCAACUGGCAACAAAGGACAUGUUAUGGGUAAAAUGGGUGCAUGAGAAAUAUAUGAAAACAUGUAGGAAUAUUUGGGAUCAUUGCUCACCUCAGGAUAGUAGCUGGUACUGGAAAAAAUUGAAUGGCUUGAAGGAGAAAAUGGUAAAUUGGUACAGAAGAGGCAUAUAUAGAUUAACGAAUAAUGGUAUCUACUCGGUGUCUAGCAGCUAUAUUGAUAUAUUGGGUCCUUUGACUAGACUAACGGAAGCAGAUCUAAUCUGGAAUUCUAUUAUGCUACCUAGUCAAAGGGUGAUCAUGUGGGUACCAUACCAGAAUAAGCUUCUUACAAAGGAGAGGAUGAUGAGGCUACAGUUUCCAGAUGUAGGAGAUACUAAUUGCUGCUUGUGUGCACUGGCUACGAUAGAGAACCAACAUCAUCUUUUUGUAGAUUGCACUUGGAUCGUUGAGUAGAUGGGCUGGCAUUCCAAUCCCAGCAAAAAAUGUAGAGGAUUGUAUGCGAUGGAUCAAGAAUAGACAAUGGAGACAAUUUCGCAAGGAACUAGCAGCUGCAUCAUAUGGAGCCUUGAUUUAUUAUGCCUGGCAAGCAAGGAACUGGAGAGUGUACAGGGGUUUGAAUGUAGACACAAGGUAUAUAACGUCACAGAUUCAAAAGGAAAUCAGAGAAAGGGUGAGCAUGGUCACAGGAUCACAAAAAGCAAGAAGGUUCUUCUAGGAGAGGGUCAUUAUGCUGAGAGGACAGCGAAGCAAACAGUUGGGAUACUGAACAGAAGAGGGAAGGCAUUGGAGGUCCAAGUGGAGUCUGUAAAGGCUUUAAUGCAAGACCUUAAGGCUGAGGCCUCAUUUUUUGAUGCUACAGCUUCUGAGGCAGCGGAGGGUCUUGUGGAGAUAAGAGAAGACUAUGUUGAGGAAACUUCUCCUAAAGAGGCAUCUAUGAUAGGUAUUGUGGAACCCGAGCUUCCUAUUUCUUCUCAAGCUGAAGAUGUAUCUCAUGUCAAAGAUGAGGAAUAUGAUCGCAUAUUUUCCCGACUCGCUGAACUCGAAAAGGAAGAAGAAGAAGCUGAACAUGCCAAUCAAGAAGAGAUAGGUAGUGAUGACUCGGAUGUCAGCCCAGGUCAUGUUAUCUUAGAAGAAGAAAUGAAAAGUUUAGAGCUCGAGGAAAGAGGUAAAUCUUCAAGAAUUCAGUCCACUGAAAAGUUUCCUGAUCACUGGCAUGUUGAAGGUUCAAAAGCAACAUCUAAAGAUUGCAUUGUACCAGAAAACUGCUUACCUGAGAAUCUAGCUUAUGGAAAGUUCAAUUUGACUGAGAAUGCUCCCAUGGAACCUCAAGCGGAAGAGGAUGUUAAGGCUCCUGUUAUAGCGGAGACCAAAGCUGAGGCUCAUCCCUCUGAACCACAAUUCGACAGCAGUAAGGCUUUUACUGGUAGUAUCGUAGAACACAAUAGUGAUGUUAAUUCGAAGGUGCAAUCUGUCAGUCGCAGCUCGAAGCCAGUAUCAAGGUUCAAGAUGCAGAGAAAGUAGCUGCAAUUAGUAGAUUGUUAGCUCAGCUUCAAGAUGUAGAGAAAGUAGAAUUGCAAAGGGAACUGCUUAUAUUCCAAAACAAUCUAUACUCUGUUGAGAGUGCUAAUUGUUUGUUCACAAAUACAAUUUACACUCAUCACAUUGAUCUAGUGCUGGCUAUUUGGCUAGAAUGAAUGAAGAUACAAAACUAUUAAGCUUUCCUGUACACAUUUUUGAAAAAAAAAAA
Messenger RNA from Solanum lycopersicum (tomato), 2158 nucleotides. RefSeq lists its product as uncharacterized. Gene Ontology annotation, molecular function: transcription corepressor activity; phosphatase inhibitor activity; chromatin binding. NCBI's taxonomy places the organism in Eukaryota, Viridiplantae, Streptophyta, Magnoliopsida, Solanales, Solanaceae. Gene Ontology annotation, biological process: negative regulation of phosphatase activity; negative regulation of transcription by RNA polymerase II. The record is from RefSeq and is a predicted model, not a curated record.